AUGACGUCCGCGACGCUGGUCACAUUUAUCCUCGCGCCAAUUCUGGUAUUUGCCCUCUGGCACGUCACCGCGAACAGUGCACCCCCUGUGCCCUCGUUCCUCCGCAAUAAACGCAUUAUCCUGCUCAUUGCCCACCCGGACGAUGAAUCAAUGUUCUUCAACCCGACCCUGCAAGCGCUUACGAGUUCACAUCUUCAAAACCAUCUCAAGAUCUUGUGUUUGAGCACAGGAAACAGCGAGGGGAUCGGACAGACCCGACGCCUAGAACUAGAACAGGCGGGUGUGACUCUCGGCCUGCGACGGAGAGAAGAUGUCUUUGUACUCGAUGAUGAACGGUUCAAGGAUGGCAUGCAUGAAGAGUGGAAGCCUGAGGACAUCGCGCGCGUGCUGGCUAGUGCGUUCGCACCACAUCUCAAUGGGACCUCUCCGACCCCGGAGCAGCCAGACGCGGAGCGGGAGAAGGAGAAGAAUAAAGACCGGCGCAAAACGAAAUCAAAGCACACAAAGUCGUCCUCUUCAGGAGAGGCGGCAGCGAAGCCUCCUGUGCCUGCACAUCCCGAAGGCCCUUACGCAUCCAUCGACGUCCUCAUCACGUUCGAUCAAUACGGCAUCUCGGACCACCCGAACCACAAGGCUUUAUACCACGGCGCAACGUUGUUCGUGAAGAAGAUUAUGAAGGGUCACUCGGGCUAUGCCUCUCCUGUGGCGCUGUACACGCUCCCGUCUAUCAACAUCCUGCGCAAAUACAGCUUCAUUCUCGACUCCAUCCCCACGCUGCUGGGCGGGAUCUAUGGGACGAUUCUUGCGAAUGUAAUGGGCACCAGAGGAACGGCUAACAAAGAGGGUGCCGACCGUGUGGUAUUUGUGAAUGACAUUUCGCGGUAUUGGAAGGCGAGGGCCGCCAUGAUCGAGGGCCACAAAAGUCAGAUGGUCUGGUUUCGAUGGGGUUGGAUAGGUCUGGGCCGGUACAUGGUAGUGAAUGAUUUGCGGUCUGAGAAGAUCAUAGGGACCUGA
This is a messenger RNA of Capronia epimyces CBS 606.96, 1014 nucleotides long. RefSeq lists its product as uncharacterized. Gene Ontology annotation, molecular function: N-acetylglucosaminylphosphatidylinositol deacetylase activity. Gene Ontology annotation, cellular component: endoplasmic reticulum. The transcript has a single exon. Lineage: Eukaryota; Fungi; Ascomycota; Eurotiomycetes; Chaetothyriales; Herpotrichiellaceae. Gene Ontology annotation, biological process: GPI anchor biosynthetic process. The coding region runs from base 1 to 1014 and encodes 337 amino acids. The record is from RefSeq and is a predicted model, not a curated record.